AUGCAGGGCAAGGUAUUCGCUGUGACCGGUGCCGGAUCAGGCAUUGGAAGGGCCACAGCCGUGAGGCUAGCGGAACUUGGGGUUCAAGGCAUUGCCAUCAGCGACAUCAAUGAGGCCGCAUUGGAUGAAACGAAGGCACAAUGCAGUCAGUAUCAAACAAAAGUCACGUGCAAAAGGCUCGAUGUGGCCAAGGUUGAGGACGUCGAUUCAUGGAUCAACGAGGUCGUGCACGAUCACGGUAGGCUGGAUGGUGCCGCAAAUAUUGCUGGCAUCGCCGGCGGUGAGGGCCAGGUGACAGAGGACAUAGUCCAAAGAGACUGGGAGAGAAUGAUCUCCGUCAACCUUACGGGGGUGAUGAACUGCAUGAGGGCUCAGCUGCAGAAGAUCUCGAAGCCUGGAGGGUCCAUCGUGAACGUGUCCAGUACAUCGGGCCUCCGAGGUCUUCCCAAGAAUGCAGCCUACGCCUCGAGCAAAUUCGGUGUCAUCGGCUUGACAGAAUCGGCCGCAGCAGAGUAUGGCAAGCAGGGUGUAAGAAUCAACGCCCUUCUACCAGGCCCAAUCGAUACUAAAAUUUUCCGAGACGGCGAGGCGAAAGGGCUCUUUGAUUCGGACAUAAUAAGCGCCGGCACCUUAAUGGGUCGCAUGGGUAAAGCGGAAGAAGUGGCCAAGGUAUUGGUAUUCUUAUUGAGUGAUGAUGCAUCGUUUGUGACCGGAGCACGCUGGACAGUGGAUGGAGGUUACUCUGCGUGUGGCUUCUACAGGGCUGGAUAA
Molecule: messenger RNA, 771 nt
Organism: Exophiala aquamarina CBS 119918
Lineage: Eukaryota; Fungi; Ascomycota; Eurotiomycetes; Chaetothyriales; Herpotrichiellaceae
Exons: 5
Coding region: 1-771 (256 amino acids)
Molecular function (GO): oxidoreductase activity, acting on the CH-OH group of donors, NAD or NADP as acceptor
Source: RefSeq, a predicted model, not a curated record